Klebsormidium nitens is the source of this 1611-nucleotide messenger RNA. NCBI's taxonomy places the organism in Eukaryota, Viridiplantae, Streptophyta, Klebsormidiophyceae, Klebsormidiales, Klebsormidiaceae. The record is from the annotation of a GenBank genome assembly.
CACGCACACACACACACACGAACACAGACUCGAUGUUCAAGACAAUCAAGAGAAGUCGCUCCAUACAGCUACCGUACCGGUAGUAGUCUCGGAUUGAAAGGAACAGCACACUCAUUAUUCUAUAAAGUCCGACCUCGCAGCUUGUAAGCUUCCUCCUCAAGCACAUCUUGAAAAGAAGAAGCCCGCCGUCUCGAAGGUCUGUCAAAAUGCAGGCGGUGGGGAAUUCUGGCGCUCUGAGCAGGCUCGUCCGCUUUCCUGCGACGCUCGUCGCGGCGCAACGGGUGCUUACAGGAGCAGACGGGGGACGUUCCUGCAUUGCGUCCUACCAUGGUCAUAUCAGAAACCCUGUGCCUCUCGGUUUAGCUUUGGAGAAGGUCCAGCUCUGGGCCGACGCCAGAUGUUCCCCUUUGAACCCACACACUAACCCUGCCCUUAACCACGCCUUCUUCUCAACCUUCUCUGGCAAAACCUCUAGGAAGAAGUCGUUUGCACCAGGCGGUGUCAGAGCGGCUGUCUCGUCGCGCCCUAAACCCUCUUCUAGACCAAGUUCCAAACCGUCUUCCAAACCCAAUUUCAAGCCUGCCGGUCAAGCGGGCCCCCGACCAAACCCAAGAGACAAGGAUGAUGCCUUGACACCAAAGCGGGAGCCAGCGCCUUGGUUGAUAGCUCGGGAAGAUGUCAAGCGUCAAGCGAGCUCCGAUAAAAAGGCCAGGAAACAAGAAGCAGAAGUGGACAUCUUUGGAGUUCCUUUGGGGGAAAGAGGACCGCGAGAAGACGGGAUGAAAGUUGGGGAUUAUGAGCCGCAUGCCUUGAAGCUGAGAUCAGCAGAGUUUAUCAUAAGCAGCACGGACGUGUCCAAGUGUCCUGAUACGGACAAGCCCGAGUUUGCGGUGGUUGGACGGUCCAAUGUGGGGAAGUCGUCGCUGAUCAACAUGGUCACAAAUAGAAAGAGCUUGGCAAUGACGUCGAAGAAACCAGGCAAGACGCAAACAAUCAACCACUUCUUGAUCAACGACGAUUGGUACCUGGUCGAUCUUCCGGGUUAUGGGUAUGCGGCCGCUCCCGGGAAGGCCCGCUCCGCCUGGAACGAGUUCACCAAGGACUACUUUUUAAACCGGAAGCAGUUGGUCACCGUUCUGCUCCUGAUCGACGCCAGCAUCGCCCCUCAGGAGAUCGACCUCGAGUGUGCGGAGUGGCUUGGUGAAAAUCAGGUUCCUGUGUCUCUCGUCUUCACCAAGUGCGACAAGCGGAAGAAGACAAAGGCGGGGGGGAAGCAUCCGACGGAAAACAUCGCCGACUUUGAGAGCAUGCUAAAGGAAACGUGGGACGAGCUGCCUCCCAAAAUCCUCACGAGCUCCGUCACGGGGACGGGCCGGCACGAGCUGCUUUCGCACCUGUCGCAAUUGAGAAGUUUCUGGAAAGAUAGAGAUUGAGAAACAGGUUGGAGGGCAGACGUGCCUCCUCUAAAUCUGGUGGAGCAGAAACGAAGACCUAAUUUACAAUCUGUAUGAUCUUCAGUCAGUUCCGGCCUUGCGUUAAGCAGAAAGUCUUCUCUGAUGAUCAAGUUGUGCGAAUUGAGAAGCACAUGUUGUCAUGCGAAAGCGUAUUCGG